Molecule: messenger RNA, 741 nt
Organism: Amaranthus tricolor (Joseph's coat)
Lineage: Eukaryota; Viridiplantae; Streptophyta; Magnoliopsida; Caryophyllales; Amaranthaceae
Exons: 2
Coding region: 1-741 (246 amino acids)
Source: RefSeq, a predicted model, not a curated record
AUGGAAAUGAUUUACAAGAGAUCCAAACAAGCGUAUGAAAGGAUAAUGGACGAAGAGAUGAUUGUACUGAAAGAGAGGAGUGAACAGUUACACCUAGAACUUGACAGAAGGGUAAGAGCAGUGGAAACUGUGGGUCGGGACAGAUUUGACGUUCCAGAGUCUAGUGGGGCUAGGACAAAUAUUAUUGAGGAGGUCGUUCCCGUAGUAAACCCAAACUCAGUGUUACUAAUAAACUUCAACGAGUUGGAUUUCGAGGAGGAUCCCGAGGAGGAUCUAGAAGAGGACCCGGAGGAGGACCCCGAUGAGGACCCAGAAGAAGAAUUUGAGGAGGAUUUCGAGGAAAAUUUUGAUGAGGAACAGGAAGAAAUUAUGGAGGAAGAUUUCUUAGGAGUGGUAGAAGAACCUUAUGAGGAUAACUUGGGAGAUGGAUAUAAUGCUGAUGAGGAGGGGGGAAUAGUUGAUAGAGAUGAAAUUAUGAGCGAUACUGAUAGCGAGGUAGUUAUUCUAGGGGGUUGGCCGGUGAGGCGAGAAGAUCUCAUGAGUGAGAAAGAAAGUGAGAUAAUUAUGUGGGAGGAAGAACCACCUAAACCAAUAAUUGUAGAACUUUCUGAUUCCGAAAAAGGUUUCCAUUCUGGUCAAAACAGCAAGAGUGGAGGAAAUUCGAGACUAGAGGUUAGAAAGCAGAAGCCUUUGUAUGAUCGCAAUGGGAAGGAAAGAAUCUACAACUGUAGGAGGUGCUAG